This is a messenger RNA of Nicrophorus vespilloides, 1062 nucleotides long. Its product is annotated as epimerase family protein SDR39U1. The coding region runs from base 68 to 1009 and encodes 313 amino acids. The transcript has a single exon. The record is from RefSeq and is a predicted model, not a curated record. Lineage: Eukaryota; Metazoa; Arthropoda; Insecta; Coleoptera; Silphidae.
CUGUCAGUAGUAUAUAAUUGUAACUGAGUAUAGAACGUUCUUCAUUAUCCAAAUUUCGUUGUAAGAAAUGUCGGGUCUCAGAGGGCACGUAGUAGUCGGUGGUGGUACCGGCUUCGUCGGCCGUCACCUGUGUCGCGUUUUACGCAACAAAGGAUAUGGGGUGACCGUUGUGUCCAGGAGACCCGACAUGAACUGUAUGGGUUGGCAGGAGCUCAAGGUUAGAGGUUUGCCAACGGAGACUACAGCCGUAGUCAAUUUGGCAGGACAAAAUAUCCUCGACUUUAAGCACAGAUGGACUGAGGAGUUCAAACGUGUAGUAUGGAACUCAAGGAUAAGCACAACCCAUACACUAGCUAAAUUAAUUGAAAGAAGCAAUUCGAGAGUGUCUUCCUUCACAGUGAUGUCAGGCGUUGGUAUCUAUGAACCGUUACCCGGAAUGGUCUAUGCCGAGAAGAGCCACGUACACGAUUUCGACUUUUUUUCGAGGAUGUGUUUGGAAUUAGAACAGGCUGGAAAGCUUUCGGGUCAUUUAAAUUGUAGACAGAUCGCGAUUAGGAGUGGAGUUGUUCUGGGAUACGACGGUGGUAUGGUGAAGAACCUUUACCUGCCCUUCUACCUAGGGCUUGGAGGACCUGUGAAUCCAGGGAAUCAACCACUACCUUGGAUUCAUGUGCGAGAUUUAGCUAGACUAAUAUGUUACUCGAUUGAAAAUAAUAAGAUGAAUGGUGCUGUUAAUGGGGUCGCACCUCAACUCAUAACCAACCAGGAAUUUUCUAAAGCGUUCGCCAAAGCAAUGAAUAGGCCAUCAUGGUUCCCAGUUCCUGCUUCAAUGCUAAAGAUAAUACUACAAGAGGAUAGAGCAAACAUGCUUUUGAAAGGACAAAAAGUUAUGCCCAACAAAGCUGUCUCACUGGGAUUCCAAUAUAUUUAUCCAAAUAUUGAAUUGGCAUGUGAAGACGUUAUAAAACCAAUUCCCCCAGACCCGUUCGCAUCAAAUACAAUCAAUUAGUAAUAUGUAUGCUUUCAUGUAGUCUCUUGUAAAAAUAAAUAGUAAAUGUCUUA